CUCAGCUCAGUGGUUUUCCCCUUGGCUUAAACGCUGCUAAUAAAGGCUGUGUAUGAAGAAUAAUGAAAAUAAGAUUGUAGCCGUAUAUAAAGAUGUGACGUAAUAAAGUAUAUCUUGUUAUACGAGCGUAAAUGAUUAGCACUAAAAUGUUUUUCUUUCAAUUUUAUUCAUUUUAAUUUCGACAGUCUUUGAGUCAAGAUAGCAAAUUUAAAAAUCUUUGACUAUAAAUUGCAAUUUCUAUUAAAUUAAAUAAUAUUAAUUAAGGUGUAAUGCCAGAGUUGGAAUAUAUUUCGGUUGAAUAUUCAUCGAGCAAAGAAGAAUUUUUAAAAAAUUUAAAACAUGAGAAAGAAACAAAUUUAAAUUCCAAUUUUUUGCAAGUAACAAAUAUACCGUCAGCUAGAAAUGCCAUCGAACUUAUCUUACAAGAAUGGUUCAAGUCGAUAAUUUGUGAAAACAAAGAUAUUUUCGGUUUAGAUUUAAAGAUUGGAGAGAACGUUGAUGGAAAUUUCAAGGAGCUACCUCGCUAUUUUGAAUUAAACUUUAGAGACUACUUUAUUAUUACUUUUCAAUCGUCAACUGGUGACUGUGAGAGUAUGACUUACUGGAAAGUUCCUAAUCGUGAACAAUUUUAUUCAACUUUUAUUGAUGAUGAUAAGGAUGAAGUUAUGCUGCAAUUUCUUCACGAGUUCCUAGUUGAAGAGUGUUAUGAUGACGAUUCUGCAGAAGAGCCGAACAAUGAAGCCAUUUCUAAGGAACUGACAAUUUCUUCAGGUGUCAUGAGUGCAUUUAAAGAAAAAACUGAGAUUUUACUUCAUGAAUUAGGAAAUGAUUUAAACAGCAACCUUUUGAUGAUGGCUGCAUUAUGGAAUAACGUUGAUGUUGUAAAGCUAGCUGUGACAAGAGAGUUUGAUGUUGACUAUAAAAAUGAUUAUGAAGAUAUGGCAAUUGACAAGGCAUGGUCAAGAUUCAUUGGUUCUGAUGUGAAAGAUCAAAAAGAACCUGAAGAAAUUAUUCUUUGUCUUCUUAAUGCUAAUUCUGUCUAUCCAAAGAAUUUCAACUAUGAUUUAGCAUCAGCAAAGAUAAAACAGUUUGUAGACAUUUCUGAAGGCUUAUAUCGAGAUGUUAAGAAAGGCAAUUUUGAUUCUCUAAAUCUAAAACUAAAGGAGCAUCCAAUUUUGAUGCAUUUCUACAACAGAAAAAAUAAAUCUUUACUUCUACAUGCUUUAGAGACUAGAAAGUUCAAAAUAAUUGAUUACUUAGACAACGGAUUAAAUGUUGGAGCUCAUGAAUUAUUGAAAUUUUCUGAUCAAUAUAAAGAAUUGUAUAAUGAAGAUCUUACAAACCUCCGUGAACAGCAUAAAAUAAAUGCAAAAGAGCUUCCAAAAACUUACUUGUUGGUCCUUCGAUCCAAGACAAAAAUUGGAAGCAAUGAUCAACUCGCUCACGUUCGUAGAAAGAAUGUUGAAGAAACUUAUGAUGCUCUUGAUAAGAACGACUUCUGUUCUUUGCUGCUUCAAGUUGCAGCUCAAGUAAAAUCAAUCAAGAUUUUCUUUGAUUUCAAGCACGAAAGUAUUUACUAUUUGGAUCCAAUGAAGAAAAUCACUACGUUGGGUACAACAUAUCCAAAUGGAACUAUAUUUAUUGGAGCAAAACAAUUGUUGGACGAAAGUACCAAAAACAAAGUUUUGUCGACAGUGGCUCAUGAGUUGUGUCAUCUUGCUGUACUUGUAACGUACAUGAAUACAAGUUUUGAUCCAUUUCCAAUGGGCGACAGUGAAGAGAAACAAAUGUAUAUCAAUAAAGUCAUGGACGAUUGUAGAAAAAAGAAGGAACUAGAACCGAUUGUAUCAAAUGCUUUUGGAUAUUCCGAGCACUUACAAGCAUCAGAAUUGAUUGUUACUGUUGCUGAAAUGUUAAUGUGUUACAAGAAUGAUGAAGCAAAAAUUGACAAAAUUCAAGAAACUUUCGAGCAGCUUUUCAAAUAUGCUAAAGAAGUUGUUGAACCUGAGAUGUAUAAAGCACUUAUAGUUUUACGUAAACUUGGAGAUCCAGAAAUAAACAUCAGAUAUGAUAGCUUGACAGAUGUAAUGAAGAAAAGUAUUUCUCAUUUAUCAAUUAAUCUACAAGGUGUAAAAACUACAUUUUAUGACCUUUUUGGCGAUGAUGACACGUGUCAAGAGUUUUUGACAUCUGAUAACAUUCGUGACAUCUUAUUGAAUGGAAAAGGAAUGCAAAUUGGUGAAAUGUGCAAGCUUGAUCCAAAAUAUACAUUAAUCGAGAGAAGUUUCAUGAAUAGAGAGACUUAUCAGCAACUUAAAUCAUCUGAUAUUGAGGAAUAUAAUAUGAGAGUCAAUGCCAGAUCCAAGUCAAUGAUGAGAAUCAGAAAAAAUACAAUCAAAUUCUUCAUUCUUGCUGAUUUUGGAGGCACUGGCAAAACAACAUUUUUUAAAGAUGCAGCAAUAAAAGUCAAAAAUCAUCAUAAAAAUUAUUGGGUAUCAUAUGUGAAUUUAAGGAAAAGUGACAAAGUGUUUGUGGCUUAUAAACCUAAAUUAUGUAACUUAAAUGCAAAUGACGUAAUGGAAAUACUGAGCAGCAUCGUUCAGAACGGAGACGGUAAACUGUCAGCUUUUGAAGAAAAAAUAUUUAAAAAAUUAUUCGCCAGAAAUCAAGUUGUAUUGUUUCUUGAUGGAGUUGAUGAGAUAUGUCCAGAACAUACUGAGCUAGUGAUGGCUAUUUUUGAUAUUUUAAAGAAAUGCAGAGGAAAAAAUGAAAUUUGGAUAUCUACACGACCUCAUUAUGCAAAUCCAAUUCAAAAUAUAUUCAAAGUUACACCAAUUUGCUUUGUUUUGUACACUAUGGAGCAGAAAGUUAAAUUUAUUAAGGAUAUACUGAACAAAAAUGGAAUAACUGAUGAGACUGAAGAAACCAAUGCAGUUGGACAAAUUAAUGCUUUCAUUUUUCAUCUUAAUUGGGAACCAGGUUUCUUUUCUGAUCCUGAUCAUCCACUCAUCAUUGAAAUUAUUACCGAAAUUUACGUUCAAAAACGAGAACUAAAACUUGAUGCAUCCAGUUUUUAUGGGCUUUAUGCUGCAAUGAUUGACAAACAGAAGGAAAAAGUUGGAAAUAAAAUUCCAAAUAUUGAACGUGAUCCAUUUUCAAGUUUGUCUGUUUGGCAGGCACAUCAAGUUCUUGCAAUUUUGGUCAUUUUUGGUGAACUUUAUGAUAGAUCUUUUCAAUGUACUUUGCCUGAUGGAUCUUACUAUAAUGAAGGUUUUUCAUUUACACUUGAAGAAUUAUCGAUUAUUGAAAAAUGGAGAAUGGAACGAAAAGGUGGUAGAUGGACAUCCGAUAUGAUUCAGCGGUAUGCCUUUGUGACUGUAAAUUUAAAUAAUCUGUUGGAAGAUCGAAGCUGUAUUGAGUUUUCACAUAGAACCUAUGCAGAGUUUUUUAUUGCUCAAUUUCUCAUCGAUUUCUUAUUUAACCAAAAUUUCAACGAGACAGAAAUGAUUAAAAUGAUGCACAUUUUACAAAUUGUCCAAGGAACACCAGGACUUGAAAAUACCUACAAAUUUAUCAUAAGUUUUUCAAAGACAAUUGCGAAGAAAGAAAAAUUUAAAUUUCAUCCAUUAAUUAGACUUUAUUUUAGAAAAAGGAUUUUAAAAGCACUUAUAGAUAAAGAAGAACUAAAGUAUCAUUCAGAUCCAUUCAUUUUCUUUGGCAAGAUUAUUGUGUGUGAUGAAGAUUUAACCCAAAAACUAUGGAGAUUAAAUCCUAAACAUGAACGAAAUUCUUUUGAGAUAAUAAUCACUCAUAAGGACUUUAAGUUCCUUAAUCUUAUCAUCGAAACAGCUAAUUUUGUAUUUGAUGAGAAUUGGCAUGAAACGUUCAAUAAAAGUGAUAAGAAAUUAAUAAGUGAUGAACAGAUUGAAGGUAUGAGGGAUAAAAUAGUUGAAAGUUGGGACGACUGGCGAAAAGAGAAGAAUUUAUUAAAAUUCUGUGAUUAUUUACAUAAAAAUUUCGAUGCUAAAGUCCAAAGAAAAAUUCAUGAUAAAAUGGUUUUUGCUUUUCAUGUCACGAAUCAGAAGAUUUUAACUGAAAUUCUCAAAAUAAUGAGUGAAAUUUAUGACAAGGAAACAUUUACAAAAAAGUGUAUUGAUAAUAUGUUUUAUCCAUGCGCUGUGGGAGAAAGUAUAAUAUUCAUUUGUAAAUUUCUUGAGGAGCUUUAUGCUAAAGAUCGUAAUGCGAUUAGAAAAAUAUUAUUUGAAGACCUUCGAGAUGAUAAAUCACCUCUUUUUACUUCUUUCUAUACUCGCAAUCUUGAAUUAUUUUUAUUCAUUAAAGAUUUUUAUCUUAAAUAUCAAGAUUCUGCUGAAGAUACUCAAAAUAUUUUAUUAGAAAUAGAUAUUGUUGAUGUUUUCAAAUAUGCAGUAGCAUCUGAAUUGUAUGCUGACUUUAAAAGCUUUUUUGCAAUAAUUUUUAAUAAUAAUGCAGGUCAUAAUGAGACAAUGUUCCGAGAAAAGGUUUUAUAUUACAUUAGCAACGAUCGUGAAGCUUUUGAAGAGUUUUCUGAAAAUGUGGAAAAUUUUAUAAACUUCAUAGUUUUCAAAGAAUAGAUUGAUUAACGAAAGUUUUAAAUAUCUUUAUAUUACGUUGUGCUAUUUCGACUGUUUGAGCUUUGAAAUAAAAUUUGAUAAAUUCCUAA
This is a messenger RNA of Chironomus riparius, 4702 nucleotides long. Lineage: Eukaryota; Metazoa; Arthropoda; Insecta; Diptera; Chironomidae. The record is from the annotation of a GenBank genome assembly.